Prunus avium (sweet cherry) is the source of this 1132-nucleotide messenger RNA. The record is from RefSeq and is a predicted model, not a curated record. Lineage: Eukaryota; Viridiplantae; Streptophyta; Magnoliopsida; Rosales; Rosaceae.
AACAAUAAACAGCUCAAUGACAUUCCUCCUAAUGUAUGUGUGGAUCUAUUUGGCAGUUGAUAGAUUUCUGCGGUAGAGCUCUCUCUCUCUCUCUCUCUCUCUCUCUCUCUCUCUCUCUCUUAUUUAGACGCCAUCAUUGGACGCUUUUGUGAGUCGGUGGAGGAUUUCUUCGGUAGAGCUGAAAUUUUCAGUGAUGAUCGGGAAGAAGCUGAGUGGUUAUCUAUGUCUCUUUCUGAUCUUAGAGCGCUUGCAAAUAAAAUAAUGUCUCUUCGGGCAAAGGGGCUUCUACAUUUGGUCCCUGUAGAUUCUUUUGUUAGAUUGUUAAGGAUUUUAGAUCAUCAGAUACAUCGAGCUGAAGGCUUGUCUAUAAGUGAAUGUGAGCAGUCAAAUUCAGAUGUGGUUUCAUCAAUAAAUUGUGCACUAGAGUCCAUUCAUGCAGCUUUAGCAGUAAUGGCUCAUAACCAGAUGCCAAAACAACUAUAUAAAGAAGAGAUCAUUGAAAGAAUUCUGGAGUUUUCCAGGCAUCAGAUAAUGGAUGUUAUGUGUGCUUAUGAUCCAUCAUAUUGUGCUUUGCAUAGGCCAACUCAAAAUGGAUCCCUUGAAGUUGGGGAAGAUGAAGCCCCUAAUGCUGAAAUUGGUUCAGCAAGCAAGAAACGAAGCAGUAUCAAGACCGUUAAAGUGCAUAAACCGUCAUUUAACAGGGUCUCUGCUGCUGUGAAUAAUAUUCUUCAGAAAAUGUGCACCAUUCUUGGUUUAGUCAAGGAUUUGUUGUUAAUAGAAAGGUUGUCAGAUGGUUGCAUCUUACAACUAGUGAAAACAAGCUUUACAACAUUCAUGGUGGAUGAUAUCCAGCUCUUGCAACUGAAGGCAAUGGGUUUAAUCAGUGGGGUUCUUUGUGUCUUGUUACUCCAGAAUGCCGGGCUGAAAUCUAAAGACAUAGGUGUACGUACCAUGGCGAUUGACCUUCUUGGCACAAUUGCUGCGAGGUUGAAGCGUGAUUCUGCCUUUUGCAGUAAGGACAAAUUUUGAAUACUACAGGAGUUGGUUAGUGUGGAUGGGGAUGAUCAGACUGAUCCAAAAAAUGCAAGGUUGUUAGAGAAUGUUUCAUGCUGAUUGCAUGGGAGUAGGAGAA